AUGGAUCGAGACAUAUCUCUUAAUAAUACACAUUUAACACGUUUAACAGUAAUUCUGACCAUGGAAUCAUUGGGCAUACCGCCAUUCAUUGGUUUGUCUACAUUCAUUUUAGGCAUCAUCACAUACUGCUUAAUUUUGUUCUUUCACUCCAUGCUUCUUGCAACUAUUGUUGUAAAACGGAAUCUCCAUGAGCCAAUGUACAUACUGCUUUUUAAUUUAUCCAUAUGUGAUGUUAUGGGAGCUACAGGUUUUUAUCCUCAACUUAUUUGUAGUAUAUUGUCUGAGAACAGACAAAUAUCCUAUCCUGCCUGUGUCUUGCAAGGCAUUGUUCUUCACAUCUAUGGCACUGGAUCUCUUUUAAUUCUCUCUGUUAUGUCUUAUGAUAGAUACAUUGCUAUAUGCAAACCAUUAAGAUACCACAGUCUGAUGACACGAGCUAACUUGGGGAAAUUUAUUUGCAUGGCUUGGUCCAUAGCUUUUGCUUUGAUUGGGGCUUUAUUUGUGCUUACAGUAAGCAAAGAAAUAUGCAGGACAAAUAUAGUGGAUACUUACUGCAAUAAUCCUUCUUUAAUGAAGUUAAGCUGUGAGGAUAUGAGUGUGGUUAACUACUAUGGCCUGCUUAUUAUAGCUCUUAUACAAGGAUUUUCUAUACUGGUGGUAUCAUUAACAUAUUUUAAAAUCCUAAUUACCUGUCUUUCUACUAAACAGGCAAAAUCUAUUAGUAAAGCAAUGCAAACAUGUGGGACACAUUUAGUUGUUUUUCUGACUUUUGAGGUUAACAUAUUUUUACUAUUAGUUUCUCAUAGGUUAGAAGCAGUAUCUCCACAUUUGCGAAGGGCUUUUGGUGUUGCACUUGUUAUUAUUCCUCCAAUUUUUAAUCCUCUAAUUUAUGGGUUAAAAACAAAGGAAAUACGACAAGCAGUGUUUAUGUUUUUACACAAAAAAGUUUUCUUUAUAUAA
This is a messenger RNA of Clarias gariepinus (North African catfish), 960 nucleotides long. Its product is annotated as olfactory receptor 51I2-like. Gene Ontology annotation, molecular function: G protein-coupled receptor activity; olfactory receptor activity. Gene Ontology annotation, biological process: G protein-coupled receptor signaling pathway. Gene Ontology annotation, cellular component: membrane. Lineage: Eukaryota; Metazoa; Chordata; Actinopteri; Siluriformes; Clariidae. The transcript has a single exon. The record is from RefSeq and is a predicted model, not a curated record. The coding region runs from base 1 to 960 and encodes 319 amino acids.